Molecule: messenger RNA, 4913 nt
Organism: Stegastes partitus (bicolor damselfish)
Lineage: Eukaryota; Metazoa; Chordata; Actinopteri; Pomacentridae
Product: multidrug resistance-associated protein 1-like
Exons: 31
Biological process (GO): transmembrane transport
Cellular component (GO): membrane
Molecular function (GO): ATP binding; ATP hydrolysis activity; ABC-type transporter activity
Source: RefSeq, a predicted model, not a curated record
AUGAGAAGCAAACUGCAGGAGGUUCAGAUGAAGUUCACCGACAGUCGUAUUAAACUGAUGAAUGAGAUCUUGGGUGGAGUGAAGAUCCUGAAGUUUUAUUCUUGGGAAGGAGCUUUCUUGCCACGAGUCAACAUCCUGCGAGACGGAGAACUCAGCGCACUAAAGACGUCUCAGAUCCUUUACUCUGUUUCCCUGGCUUCUUUCAACUCCUCAUCCUUCCUGAUUGCUUUGACAGUGUUUGGAGUCUAUGUGUUGAUUGAUGAGCAGAAUGUUCUGGACGCUCAGAAGAUCUUUGUUUCGGUCGCUCUGAUCAACAUCCUGAAGACACCUCUGAGUCAGCUGCCCUUCGCCAUGAGCACCACCAUGCAGGCCAUCGUUUCGCUCAGACGUCUUGGAAAUUUCCUGAGUCAAGACGAACUGAGGCCCGACAAUGUAAAGAGACUUCCUCGUAGCCCAGAUGGAGACGCUGUGCUGAUUGAGGGUGGAUUCUUUUCCUGGUCCAACAGCGGGCCACCAUAUCUGCAGAGGAUCAACGUGAAGGUGAAGACAGGUUCGCUGGUGACCGUGGUCGGACAUGUUGGCUCUGGGAAGUCAUCUCUGCUUGCCGCCAUGUUGGGAGAGAUGGAGAGGAGGAGUGGCUGCGUUUCCAUCAAGGGAUUUUCAUCUGAUGCUCUUCGUAUUGUGGCCUUCUUCAUAUGUUUUUCCCUCCAACUCAUCGAACUCGUCCUCAGCUGCUUCUCUGAUUGCCGACCGCUGUCCGACAAACACGCCAACAUCCAGAAUCCGUGUCCAGAAGAAGAUGCCUCGUUUCUCUCCAAGUUUUUUUUCUUCUGGUUCAGUAGUUUGGUGGUUCAAGGUUACCGGCGCCCCCUGCAGGCUGCAGAUCUUUGGACUUUGCGGGACCAGGACUCAUCAAUCCGUAUCAUGACAGAACUGGAGAAGUCCUGGACUCAGAACUGCAAACAGAUGGAGUAUGACACUUUAUGAUUCAGGUCCUGGUCCUGGUCCCGUUCCCGGUCCCAUUCUGCUGUGCCGACAGAAACGACCCAGCUGCUGAGGAAGGACGAGAAAGGACGGGGUUGCUGCCUCUUCCUGCUGCGAGCUCUGGGGCGGAGCUUCGGACCGUACUUCCUGGUUGGGAUGCUGUGUCUCUUCGUCCAUGACGCUGUCAUGUUCGCUGUGCCGCAGGUGCUCAGCAUGCUACUCGGCUUCAUGCGGGAUAAAGACGCUGCCAUGUGGAAAGGUCUCCUAUUCGCCUCGCUGCUCUUCAUUCUGUCCUGUCUUCAGUCUGUCCUCCAUCAUCAGUUCAUGUUUCACUGCUUCACUGUCGGAAUGAGAGUGAAGACUGCAGUCAUGGGCCUGGUCUACAGAAAGAGUCUGCUGAUGAGCAACGCAGCGCGGCAGCAAUGCACUCUGGGAGAAAUCAUCAACCUGAUCUCAGCCGACACGCAGAAGCUCAUGGACUUUGUGGUUUAUUUCAACAGCGUCUGGAUUGCUCCUAUCGAGAUUGCUCUGUGCUUCUACUUUCUGUGGUAUCACUUGGCAACAGGAAGUGGUGACAACACCUGUAAGGUGUGGGAGCUGAGAAACAGGAAGUGUCUAUACACAGUCCCCGCCCACCAAAACCUGCUGUCAGCUGUUCGUUUCCAACCCACAGACGGUCACUUCCUGCUGACCGGUGCCUACGACAACACAGCAAAGGUUUGGAGUCACCCAGGCUGGACGCCGCUGAAGACGCUCGCUGGACACGAGGGCAAGGACUGGAACAUAACCUGGUACACCUCUACACCAGACCUCACCAAGUGUUUCCAGCACACUGUCCUUGUGUGGUUCCCGUGUGUUUACCUGUGGAUGUGUUCACCGCUCUACCUAGUCUACCUGCAGCUCCGCCCCCACCAAGGCAUCAUCCCACUGUCCAAACUCUGCUGCAGCAAAACAGUGCUCAGGAUGAGGUUGUUGGUGAUGCACCAGACUGACAGUCGCUCCACCUUCAUUCUGUACGGUCUCAUCUCCUCCAGAGAUGAGCCCCACCACCGUGGUAUCAUCCACAAACUUGAUGAUGGUGUUGUUCAGUUCGUCUUGGCCUCUCUGAUGCCUCUCUUCAGAGCAGCUCGAGCACAGCUGUACAGGUCCCGGUCUCCAGACCUCAAAACGCUGUUUCUCUCCCUCAGCAGUGCCUUGACCUCCUUGUUCAUCCAGGGCUUCUGGCUGGGAAACACCCAGAUAUGCCUGUUCACUGUGACGGUGUCAGCACAGUGCUGGAUGGAGCCUAGUACUGCUGAGGUGAUCACCUCCAGAAAUCAUAUUAAUAAACAUUAUUUUGACAUUGGAUUGCAGGGCUCAGUGUCAUACGUCCCACAGCAGGCUUGGAUCCAGAACGCCUCUCUGAAGGACAACAUUCUGUUUGGUGGACAAAAGACAGAGAGCUGGUACCACCGAGUGCUGGACGCCUGCGCUCUGAUGCCGGAUCUGGACAUCCUGCCUGCCGGAGACAGCACUGAAAUUGGAGAGAAGGGGCUGAACCUCUCCGGGGGGCAGAGGCAGAGGGUGAGUCUGGCUCGAGCCGCCUACAGGAGGUCGGAUGUUUACCUGCUUGAUGACCCGCUGUCAGCGGUCGAUGCUCAGGUGGGACAGCACAUCUUUGACCGAGUCAUUGGACCUGGAGGACUCCUCAAAGACAAAACUCGGGUUCUGGUGACUCACGGCCUCAGCUUCCUCUCUAAAGCAGACCUGGUCCUGGUGAUGGAGGACGGCCACAUCUCAGAGAUGGGUUCCUACAUGGAACUGAUGGACAGGAAGGGAUCCUUUGCUAAACUUAUCCACACCUUUAGUAUAACCCAGCGAAGAGAGAGUUCCACCUUCAGAGACAAGAGCAGCAGAAAGUCGGUGUCUCGCCUCAGUGUGACAGAUUUUUCCAUCGAUCUCUCUCAGGAACAGCUGAUCAGCUGUGAUUUGAGCAAUGCCAGUGUUAAAGUGAUGGAGAUCAUGGAUCAGGAUUUGGUCGCUGAGGAUGCUGGGAAACUUACAGAGGCUGACAAAGCUCACACAGGCAGAGUCAAGCUACAGAUGUACAGAGAGUACUUCAGGACAAUUGGCCUGACCUUCAUCAUGACCAUCAUCUUCCUCUGUGCCUUCCAGCAGGCUGCCUCGCUGGCCUACAACUAUUGGCUGAGCCUGUGGGCCGACGAGCCACCGGUCAACGGCACACAGAGCGACCACGAGCUGAAACUGAGCGUGUUCGCAGCGCUCGGCUUCACACAGGGGUUGGCCAUGUUUGGUACGACCCUCGCCAUUGCGCUGGGUGGGAUCGUAGCAUCGCGUCACCUUCAUGCCGAUCUUCUGCACAGCGUCCUGCACUCGCCCAUGUCCUUCUUCGAAGUGACGCCCAGCGGAAACCUCCUGAACCGCUUCUCUAAAGAGAUUGAUGCAAUUGACUGCAUGAUUCCCGAAGGGCUGAAGAUGAUGCUGGGCUAUUUGUUCAAGUUGCUUGAGGUCUGCAUCAUUGUGUUGUUGGCCACACCUUUCACAGGGCUGGUGCUCCUCCCUCUCACCUGCGUCUACAUCUUCAUACAGAGUUUCUAUGUUGCGUCGUCAUGUCAGCUGCGACGUCUGGAGGCGGUGAGCCGCUCGCCCAUCUACAGUCACUUCAAUGAGACAGUGCAGGGCGCCGGCAUCAUCCGAGCCUUCGGCGAACAGCGACGUUUCAUCCUGCAGGCUGACCGUCGCAUUGACAACAACCAGGAAGCUUAUUUCCCUCGCUUUGUUGCCACCAGAUGGCUGGCAGUAAAUCUGGAGUUUUUGGGGAAUCUGCUGGUUUUGGCUGCAGCCAUCUUGUCAGUGCGAGGUCGGGAUGAACUCAGCCCCGGCAUGGUGGGACUGGCAGUGACACACUCUCUCCAGGUGACAGGAAUCCUGAGCUGGAUUGUUCGCUCCUGGACUGACGUGGAGAACAACAUCGUAUCAGUGGAGAGAGUCAAAGAAUAUGAGAACACAGCCAAAGAGGCUGCAUGGACCCUGCAGGGCUGCUCACUGCCAGCAGCCUGGCCGAGCGCAGGGACCAUCCAGUUUGAAGACUAUGGACUGCAGUACCGUAAAGGUCUGGACUGGGCUUUAAGGGACAUCUCCCUCAACAUCCAGGACAGAGAAAAGGUGGGGAUUGUCGGAAGAACGGGUGCCGGAAAGUCGUCUCUCGCUUUGGGAAUCUUCAGGAUUCUGGAGGCAGUGAGCGGACGGAUCUUAAUUGAUGGGAUGGACAUCGCUCAGAUCGGCCUUCAUGAUCUCCGAUCCCGAAUCACCAUCAUUCCUCAGGACCCAGUGCUGUUUUCUGGCUCUGUGAGGAUGAAUUUGGACCCCUUUGAAACUUGUUCGGAUGAAGAUCUGUGGAAAGCUCUGGAGCUGGCUCACCUCAGCAGCUUUGUGUCAGCGCUGCCACAUAAGCUGAACCAUCAGUGCAGUGAAGGAGGAGAGAACCUCAGUCUCGGUCAGCGGCAGCUGUUGUGUUUGGCCAGAGCUCUGCUGAGGAAGACCAGGAUCCUGGUUCUUGAUGAAGCCACAGCAGCUGUGGACCUGAGAACAGACCAGCUGAUCCAGUCCACCAUUCGUACUCAGUUUAGUGACUGUACGGUCCUCACCAUCGCUCACCGCCUCAACACCAUCAUGGACUACACCAGGGUGAUUGUGAUGGACCAAGGCUCUAUUGUGGAGAUGGACUCCCCUCGUCAGCUCCUCCACCUGCAGGGACAUUUCUACCAAAUGUGUCUCGAGGCUGGUUUGGUCUAACAUGCAGAUUUAAAAACAAACCCUCGAGAGUGGACUGAUGUAAAAAUCAUGUUUGGCUAAUAAUCUUUCAUCGUCUUGUGUCCUUCGUUAGACAUUAUUAUAUAAUCAAUGCAUGUUUGUGAAAAAAAUCAUUU